AUGAAUUAUGCUAGCCGGGGGGAACAUGAUCCCACGGCGGAACAAAACAACCAACAUAUCAAGGCGUUGUUCCGUGUCCAAUACCAUCGCAUGCCGUAUAAGGCCAUUCCAAGGAUUAUUACUGAAGCUAUUGCAAAACGAGUUGCACAAACUUCCAACUUUUACCCCGCCAAAGGGGGUAUUUUGGCUUAUUACAGUCCUCAUCUGAUUUUGUUGCAACGCCAAGUUGAUUAUUCGAAGGAAUUUGUUGCUGAACUUGGUUCGUAUGUCCAUGGUUAUGGACAUGAUACUCGCAGUGAUCAUCAGUCACACACUAUUGAGGCGAUUUACUUGGGACCAGCCGAUAAGAUGCAACAGGGUCACAAGCUAUAUGAAAUGUAA
Cylindrotheca closterium is the source of this 381-nucleotide messenger RNA. NCBI's taxonomy places the organism in Eukaryota, Bacillariophyta, Bacillariophyceae, Bacillariales, Bacillariaceae. The record is from the annotation of a GenBank genome assembly.